Olea europaea var. sylvestris is the source of this 2315-nucleotide messenger RNA. Its product is annotated as MLO-like protein 12. The record is from RefSeq and is a predicted model, not a curated record. Gene Ontology annotation, cellular component: membrane. The transcript has 15 exons. Gene Ontology annotation, biological process: defense response. Bases 384 to 2126 code for a protein of 580 amino acids. Lineage: Eukaryota; Viridiplantae; Streptophyta; Magnoliopsida; Lamiales; Oleaceae.
AUCCCUCUUCCACAAUAAGUCAGAAGUCAAAUUUCCCUUGCUUUCCUCGAAGUUUUCAGUCUUCGUUUACUAGGUCUCUAAAUUCUUGCAAAACAUAUUCUAUUCGAGUAUAGUCUUUUCUCCUAUAUAUAUACCCCAUGCUUUGAAAGUAGCACAUGAUGUUAUAUAUUACAUCAAUGGCCUUAUAAUAAGCUCAUAUUUAGCUCAAACCUCUCAUACAUAAAUUCAGUACUUUCUCGUGAAUUACUAAAUUAGAAAGCAAGAUUCCUUCAUAAAGAAUAACAAGUAGCGGAUCAAAAUAAGUUUGUGUCUAUUCACAGGUGUAUGGUUUCAGAAUUUCUUGUGAAGUUGCUCUAAGUUUGGCAAAGAAUCAUUAAAAAGAAAUGGCAGCCAAGGGUGGACGCUCCCUCGAAGAAACGCCAACGUGGGCUGUGGCUGUUGUCUGCUUUCUUCUUGUAGCAAUUUCAAUUAUCAUCGAGUAUAUCAUUCACCUAAUUGGAAAGUGGUUGACAAAGAGAAACAAGAAAGCUCUACAUGAGGCACUUGAAAAGGUUAAAUCAGAGCUGAUGCUACUAGGCGUCAUAUCUUUACUGCUGACAGUAGGACAAGGACCCAUAUCAGAGAUCUGUGUAUCAAAGGCUAUAGGAAAUACUUGGCAUCCAUGUGACAAGAAACAGGAGAAGAGCAGAUACAAAGAUGAUACCAAGGAUGAUGGCCAUAGAAGGCUUCUCGCUUAUCUGGAUUCCGGUGAUACUCAUGGACGUGUUCUGGCUGCCGCGGGAUAUGACAAAUGUGCUGACAAGGGACAAGUUCCAUUGGUCUCCUCGGAUGGCAUCCACCAAUUGCACAUUUUCAUCUUUGUGUUAGCUGUUUUUCACGUCCUAGCCUGUCUGAUCACUAUAACUUUAGGCAGGGCCAAGAUGAGGAAAUGGAAGGCAUGGGAAAUGGAAACCAGGACAGCUGAGUAUCAAUAUAGCCAUGAUCCAGAGAGAUUCAGACUUGCACGGGAUACCUCAUUCGGAAGAAGACAUUUGAGCUCCUGGAAUCAAUCUCCCAUCCUUCUUUCAGUGGUAUGUUUCUUUCGACAAUUUAUCAGAUCAGUUCCAAAAGUGGAUUACUUAACUUUACGUCAUGGGUUCAUCAAUGCACAUUUAGCACCAAAUAGUCAAGCUAACUUCAAUUUCCAGAAGUACAUUAAAAGGUCGCUUGAAGAAGAUUUCAAAGUUGUUGUAGGUAUAAGUCCACCAAUCUGGUUCUUUGCAGUGUUGUUCCUUCUGUUUAACACCCAUGGCUGGCAUUCCUACCUGUGGCUACCCUUUACCCCACUGAUUAUAAUCUUGGUGGUAGGAACAAAACUUCAGUUUAUAAUCACCGAGAUGGGUUUAAGGAUUCAAGAAAGAGGUGAUGUGGUGAAGGGGAUCCCAGUAGUUCAACCAGGCGAUGACCUCUUCUGGUUCAACCGCCCCCGAGUCCUACUUUACCUCAUCCAAUUUGUUCUUUUUCAGAAUGCAUUUCAGCUAGCUUUCUUUGCUUGGGCUUGGUACGAAUUUGGAAUGCGCUCUUGCUUCCACAACAAAACAGAAGAUCUGGUAAUCCGGAUAUCAAUGGGGGUAAUGGUGCAAAUACUCUGCAGUUAUGUUAUUCUCCCCAUUUACGCGUUAGUAACACAGAUGGGAUCAAACAUGAAGCCAACAAUAUUCAAUGAAAAAGUGGCCAAGGCACUACGUACCUGGCACCAGACUGCAAGGAAGCAACUAAAGCAAAAUCAGAACCCGGGAUCUAUUACACCAUUGUCAAGUAGGCCAGGCACUCCACUUCAUGCAUCCUCCCCUGUUCAUCUGUUGCGUUACUACAAAAGUGAUCUUGAAAGUGCGAAUGCCACUCCAAGGCAUUCAAGUUAUAGAACCGAUCAACCAUGGAAAGUAGAAGGAUCCGUCUUGAGUCCACGUUAUCAAGAGGAUGUACCAUGGUCUAACCGUGGUAGAACUCGUGACCUGGCAGAAGAAGAGAAAGAGACUCAAGAGUCAAAUUCACACCGUACAGGCCCUCAACCUCAUUCUUUACAUCUCAAUAUUGACGUCGUCCAAUUGGCAGAUUUUUCCUUUGAUAAAAACUCGAGUGUUUAAAUCUCUAAGUAAUAGGGAAUGCAUCAAGUUAGCAUUUGCGCAUCCUAAAAUGUCACAAUGUUUUUUGUGGUAGCAAUUGUAGAGGCUGUGGCAACUUCUUUUGACAGUCUAGGUAAUUUCUUACUAUGAUGAUGGAUUCCUCGUGCAUAAUGGCAUCACAAAAAUCAAUCAAAAUUUUUUGAGCUUCAA